AUGGGUUUAGUUUCUGUGUUAUUACAGAUAGUUUAUUUACAUUCUAAUCUAAUUGUAUGCAUAUUUAUGAGGACAUAAAUCAAGGUACAAAUUCACCAAAAUAAAAUUAAAUAUCAGCAUUAAAUCAGAUAAAAAUUGCUCUGA
Molecule: messenger RNA, 144 nt
Organism: Paramecium pentaurelia
Lineage: Eukaryota; Ciliophora; Oligohymenophorea; Peniculida; Parameciidae
Source: the annotation of a GenBank genome assembly